Molecule: messenger RNA, 5876 nt
Organism: Caenorhabditis sp. 36 PRJEB53466
Lineage: Eukaryota; Metazoa; Nematoda; Chromadorea; Rhabditida; Rhabditidae
Source: the annotation of a GenBank genome assembly
AUGGCCACGUGGGAAAACCUUCCUCCGGAGAUGAUCACGAGAAUCGGCGAUUUUGCCAACUUCGGAGCCAAGUGAGUCAGUUUCCACGAGUUCAAGAUGGGAUUUGAUCAUGCUCAGACUGGCUCUGGGUGCAUGUGCGAGAAGGGAAAGAGACGCAGUCAGCAAGUCCAAAAUGAGCCUCAAAAAGGUCUACAUCAGUCUGACUCGGACAGUGACGGCAAUCGAAAUAGAGGAGAUCAAUGGCCACAAAUGGAAGGCAAAAAAACUGCAGAAAAUCACUCCGUACGUGAAUUUUUAUUGGAAUGAGAAGUGAAGUGGGAAUUUCAGACAUCCGUAUGAGAGCUCCUAUUACCAAAUGAUCGAUUUGCUCAAAAAAGCAAUCAGUUUCACCAGAGAACCAGCUCACAUGUUCACUUUCUCUGGCGAAGCGGUCCAAUACGCCGAGAUAAUGGAGAUGGACAAUCUGAGAAUGGCGCCGGAGAUCACACUCGCCGGGCACUCCGCCGAGCUCAUGCUCGUCAACUGGCCGAGCAACUUUCCCGUCGAAACUCUUGAGAAACUGACGCUUAUUCCGUGGUUCAGAGACGAGGUUCCACACUUUCCACACGUUUGUUUAAGAUGAGAAUAACAUGGGAAGUAAACUCACUUUCAGUGUGAAACCAUCGAGCAUCUAAUAUUGUGGAACGUUGCGAUUCUCGACCUCAACAUCUUCACAAACGCGCCGAACGUCAAGAUCCUCUCGAUCGAAGGGUCCACCUUCAACAACGUGGCGCAGUUCUUCAUAAACUGGUCGGAUUCAACGUCUGGAAGCCCUCAGAACCUUUGCGAAGUCUCGCUCAACGGACAACUCCAAUGGAACAGAGUAAAGUUCGAAUUGCGGAAUUACAUUCGAGAGAAGGUUCCGGAAGCUCCAGGACAAUCGGACGAGUACCUGAUCUAUAGAAAGAGCGACGGCGCAGUGGCCGACAUGACUUACAAUCGGAACCGAAUCAAUUUCUCGUUCACACCGGGCAAGUAUGCGGCGGUUCGGAGUUGGCUGCCAUUUGAGCAAAUGGAAUUGGAAGCGGAUGAGAUGGCGGAGCGAGUAUUCAGAAGAGUACGGGUGCCGACGUUGGAGAGAAGAGACGGGAUGGUGGCCGCGAAUCCGAGGGACCGACCGUACGGACCUGGCUUCUGGCAUUAAGAGUCUCUCUUUCUUUUUGUGAAGUUUGUUUCAAUAUUACUCUAGAACGGUCGCUGCAUAUAUUUCAUAGGGUUCUGUUGGCUAACAAAUGAAUUUUCAAUAACCUUCUAAGCAUAAAAGUUCUCAACUGCCGGUCAUGGUUCCAGACCAGCCAGACACGGGUUCUCAUUAUGACUAACAGUCUUCUGUCCGUCUCAAAGAAGAAGAGAAGAUUAGACCGACCAGGUAGGACUUUGAGCGGAGAACGAUUCGAUGUGCCUCCAGAUCCAAUGAACCAUCAACAGUACUCGCAUCCAUGAACCGCCCUUCCGGAAGACAUCUUUUUGUCCCUUCAACUUCCCGUUUUCUUCCUCACUUCAACUCAACUUUUGCUCUUUUUUUUCUUUUUGCAAGUGAAUCCGCACAUUGUCGCGUGCUUGGCAAGAAAUUGAGUUCCGAGUUUCCGUCGUCGCAUUGCCCGCUAGACCCCCCGCCUUCCUUAUCCUUUUCCAGUACUUUCGUUCGCUCAUUCCCCCCUUUAAUUGUGGUGCUCUUCCGAACUUUUGUGCAUUGGAAACGAAUACGAAGAGGCCCCUUCUGGCGUGUAUCUUUCUCCGAUUCGGCCGCCUAACAUUUGGCGGCGAUGGUAGAGUCGUCGGCGGAAGCGCGCGCAUUUCCGGCCCUUGGGGACUUGUUGGUCCCGGCACUUUUGAGACGUCUUCUGCCGCGCCGUCUUCUUCUUCUGCUUCUUCUUCUUGGGCCUUGUUGUCGUCUAUCAAUCGGCAAAACAUGCACACACACACACACACACAUUGAGACCCCAAAACGGAUACACGCAAACGUCUUCUUGCUCCCCCACAACCAGCACACUCCUCUUUUCUUCGCCUUGUCUCCAAAAUCUCGGAUGCGGCCGCUACGACUUCUGCUGCCGCUCCCGCUUGUACAGCUUUAAGAAAUGCUCCAUUUGAGCACUUUUUUGAACAUUUCUAGACAGAUUGUAGCGUUUUAUGGGUUUAUGUACAGAGUUACAGUAUCAACGUUGUCUUUGAUCGAUUAACCCUUUCUAGGCAACUCACAAAGUAUAAACGGAGUCAGUUUGAUAAGUUACAGCUAUUCGAAGUUGAAGCCAUUUCUAACUGAUACUGUCAAACAUCCUGAACGUUAUUAUAAAAGUACAGUAUGCACUAUAUCUUUUACACUUCUCAAAAUGUUCUUACAUUCUUUACUCUCAUCCUCAAUGCUUUCCCUUUUUAGAGCUCCUCGGUGCCAAAUGGGAGUCAAGUAGAGCACGGAAUAAUGAGAGACGAAGUCAGAUCGUUCUGCCUCAAAGUCACCACUUUCGUCCGAACUGUAAGUGUUCGCUGCCCUCUGAACAUCCUUGAAUUCCGUUCUUUGAGGCCACAAUCUUCACAAUCACCCAUGUCGGACUCUGCUUCCUCGUCGCACUUUACGCGGUCGCCGGCGCGUUCAUGUUCCAGGCAGUCGAGUAUCCGUACGAGCAGGGACUGCAGGGAAAAGUGAAGAAUGCGUCGGAGAAGGUGGGGGGAAGAACGGCAUCGGUUUGGAUUGCUGGACAGGUUGAUUGCAGGUAGUUGAUGACAUCUAUCGGUUCAUAAACCGAAAGAAUGUGAUCGAGGAGACGGCGGUGAAGAAUGAGUCGCAGUGGGCGUUGAAGGAAUUCGAAAUGCUUCUGGUGCACGCCAUGAACUUUGAAGGUAAACGAUUAGAAACAAGCACCGUCCCAAUUUGAUCCAUUCUUAGUUGAAUUUGUCCAUUACUUUCAUGAGUAUCGCGAAACUAACAUUAUUGUUUUGAUCCCCUUCUGACUUCGCUUCUGACUAGUUCUAUUUAUCCGCUGAACGCUCUUCUGACUUGAGUUCUUUCUGACAAAACAGUCGGCAAAAUCAGAAGAGUUCUGACUUUGAACACUUGGUAACUGGGUCAGAAGCGGACAGAUAAACAGAUUGGGCCGACUAAAUAGCGAGUGUGUUCUCUUUCAGGAUACGACGAACACGACGAGGAGCGGCCCACUUACCAGUGGACAUUCUCGGGAGCGCUUCUCUAUUCAAUCACCGUCUUCACAACCAUCGGUAAGAGUUUCAUGAAUACCAGCCCAACUUUGCGUAUUUCUCAUUUCAAAUUCUUUGUCAUAUCAUCUCUCCCGAAUGCGUGUCGUUGUGACUCCCUUGAGGACAUUUCUCGACGAGCCCUCCAAACUUUUUCUAAAUUUAGACCACAAGGGGUUGUUGUUGUUGUUUUUGGAAGUUGACCCCCUCCAUCAAAUGUCUGUGCUCAAUGAGCACUCAUAUCUAGAACUCGUUCCAUUCGACCAGAAUAGAAAGAGAAAGAACAAACUUCAGAUUGAUUACGUCAUUUCCCGAGAGACGAACUCUUUUUUUCUUUCUUUCUUCUCUCGGAACAAACGUUGAUAAGAAAAAUGGAGCGAAAUGUCAAGGGACACACGAGAAUAUGAACAAGUUUUCAGGUUACGGUCACAUUUGCCCCAAAACCGACACUGGCCGUCUGCUGACCAUCCUUUACUCGGUCCUCGGAAUCCCUCUGAUGCUUCUCUGCCUCGCCAACAUUGCAGAAACCCUCGCUCAAGUAAAACGUUCACUUCUGAUCAUUCUGGUAAUCCUCUCGCUUCAGGUGUUCACCUACAUUUACUUCAAACUCUGUUGUGCCUAUUGUCGUUGGCAAAAGAAUCGGAGACGUGUGAGGAGGGCCGCGUUGAGCUUCCGAUACCAUCCGAACGCCGCCGUCAAUGUGCGGAGGGUUCAGAGCUCGCGGAGCAAUCAGCGCUACAAUACGAUCAGAAGACAUGCUUCGUUGAAUAGGUCGCGAACGAGAAGCAAUGAUACCAAAUCGGUCAGGAGCUUCAACAGGUGAUAAUGAGCUCGGCAACAUUGCUUCUACGCUUUCCUUCUCUCAGAUACGACUCAACGACGACUGCUCCGCCCCCGCAGAGAUUCGACACAAUGUCUCUGCCCGGUCGCCGGAAGAUCAGCACUCAGAGCAGAAGUCCGAACGGCACAAUACCCCGACUUCCCAACUUUCCACAGGCGAAAAGGUUCGUGGCCCGGAGUGAACGAUGAUUGGCCAUGUGAUCCAGAUCACGUGCUAAACGUUUUCAGAAGUUUCAGAGGAGCCAAUUUACAAAAGUCGAACACUGCGAUAAAUAUGGAGCAGUUGUACACGGACGAGAAGAAGAAGAGGCGAGGAAGGCACGCGAUCAGUGAGAGUCCAGCCCGGGAAUACAAGGGUGAGCGGCGAGGACUACUGUAGAAACGUGUCAUCUUAUCCGUUCAGGAGGUCUUCUAGUCCGUGCACAGCACCAACCGGAAGAAGGCGUCGUGGAUCUGAAGGCGUACGGCGGAUCGGCUGCCGCAUUCCACGACCUGGUGACCAGAAAACAGAGAAGGGACGACAACGUCGUCGGUGUGCCAAACGUCAUCAUUUCACGGAGCAGAGAUGAAGACGUCAAGUCGGAUCCCGAGAAGACGGAAGAGACAAGUGUAAGUGGACAGAGAUUAUGGAGUGGAGAACAAGGGAAGCGAUUGCAGAUGUCGCUAACUGAUGACGAGGAAAUGCAGAAGCCGAGGAACAAUUGCGCCAGGGAAUUGAGAGAGAAGGAGAUGAUGAUGAUGCACUCAAUGACCCACAAACAGCCGAGCAUGGACAGUUCCACGUCGAGGAGAAUGCGCGACAUCGACGGAAGAAGCUACAGAUCGGAUCGAUCCGAACGCUCCGACGAGAUGUCGUUGCACUCUCUCAGACGGAAUGUGAGCUUUCCUUUCCAUUGAGGUUGAGAGUUCCGAAUACGUAUUCAGGGCCAUCGAUCACAUGAGAAAAUGCCAGUCAGCGUGGGCAUUUGCAUCGUUUUCGCGUUCAUUUCGGGUGGAGCGUGGCUGUUUGCGUGGUGGGAGAAUUGGAACGGUUUCGACGGAGCCUACUAUUGUUUCAUCACUUUAAGGUGAGCAGUCUGAAUUAGUUUUUGCCUCCAAAAUCCAAGAUCCUGCAAUUUCAGCACAAUCGGCUUCGGAGACAUCGUUCCCGGACAAGCGUUGGACGAGGGAAGUCAGGAGAAACUGAUCGUCUGCGCUCUUUAUCUCCUCUUCGGAAUGGCGUUGAUCGGUAUGAUCUAUAUGAGAAUUCGAAUUAUUAGAGAAGAGAACAUUUUCAGCAAUGUGCUUCAAACUGAUGCAAGACGACGUCGUCCAGAAAGCCAGAUGGCUCGGCCAGAAAAUCGGAAUUCUCGGUGAGCUCUUGUCUGCCUGUCAUCCUGCUCCGUUUCGUAUUGUUGCUUCGCUUCAGUUGCCUCAGUUUCAUUUCAGCUCGGCCGUUCGAAUUGUCUCGUGAAAUCGCAAAACACGCCGUUUUUCUGUUCGGAUACUCGCUUUCAAGUACUGCUUUUCCCAUAGCUUUUCUCAAAAUGCUUCCCCCUUUUCAACGUGAUCCUUUCAGUCCGCGACGAAUCCUCGGAAUCCGAAUCCGAUUUCGACGACGAUAUGAUCGAAGAGGACGAGGAGGACAUGAGCGAGGAGCGCAACGAUCAGGUAUAUGUGAGUAGAAUAGAGUCGAACGACGACUGUUUCGUCGGUUCGUUUGAAGCGCAAUUUGAGACGGUUUUUAGGAUAAACGUACGAUUUCGUCGGGAUCUUCGAAGCAGAACGAGGAGUACAUUCAUCCGAAGAGGUAUCAUCAUCGACGAUGA